AUGUGUUCAAUCUGUCUGGAUGUGUUCAGUGAUCCAGUCAGCACUCCAUGUGGACACAACUUCUGUAAGAUCUGUCUCAGUACAUACUGGAACAACAGUCAAGACUGCAGAUGUCCAAACUGUAAAGAAACAUUCAAGCAGAGACCUGAUCUCAACAUUUAUACAACACUCAGAGAAGUUGUGGAUGAACAUAAGAAGAAAUGUCCUGAAGAACAAGCUGAAGUUGUGUGUGACAUCUGUAGUGAAGGAAAGCUGAAGGCUGUGAAGUCGUGUCUGGUGUGUCAGAGCUCUUACUGUGAAACUCACCUGGAGCCUCAUUUGAGAGUGUCAGGAUUACAUGAACAUAUGAAAGGCUGGAGACUGUUGAAGUGGAUGCAGCAGUAUGCAGUGGAUGUGACUCUGGAUCCUGACACAGCUCAUCCUGAACUCAUUCUGUCUGAUGAUGAGAAACAAGUGAGACAUGGAGACAUUAGACAUAAACUCCCAGACAACCCAAAGAGAUUUGAUACAUGUGUAAAUGUCCUGGGAAAGGAGGGAUUCUCAUCAGGGAGAUUUUAUUAUGAGGUUCAGGUGAAGGGAAAGACUCAAUGGACUUUAGGAGUGGUCAGAGAAUCUGUUGACAGGAAGGGAGAGAUCGCACUGACACCAGUGAAGGGAUUCUGGACUGUGUGGUUGAGGAAUAAGAAUGAAUAUAAAGCUUGUGCAGAUCCCCCUGUCUCUCUGUCUCUGAGAGUAAAGCCACAGAAGGUGGGUGUGUUUGUGGAUUAUGAGGAGGGUUUGGUCUCCUUUUAUGAUGUGGACAACAGGUCUCAUAUCUACUCUUACACUGAUCAAUCCUUCACUGAGAAACUCUAACCA
Molecule: messenger RNA, 858 nt
Organism: Triplophysa rosa
Lineage: Eukaryota; Metazoa; Chordata; Actinopteri; Cypriniformes; Nemacheilidae
Product: E3 ubiquitin-protein ligase TRIM69-like
Exons: 3
Coding region: 1-855 (284 amino acids)
Molecular function (GO): protein binding
Source: RefSeq, a predicted model, not a curated record